Culex pipiens pallens (northern house mosquito) is the source of this 894-nucleotide messenger RNA. RefSeq lists its product as uncharacterized. NCBI's taxonomy places the organism in Eukaryota, Metazoa, Arthropoda, Insecta, Diptera, Culicidae. The record is from RefSeq and is a predicted model, not a curated record. The transcript has 3 exons. Bases 160 to 561 code for a protein of 133 amino acids.
UACUUACUAAUCGUUUUUUCCCCCUCAGAAUCGCGGAUCAGGCCGUACAAGAAACGCUUCGACGACAACGAAUCGGUCAGUGGCAACGCGGCCCGACUGCGCGUCGCCGGAUUCAGCUUUCCGAUACGCUGCGAGGAGGACGUUGAGCGGCUGGAGAGGAUGGUCAACAUCAGUCAAGUUACGCGACAGCAAUAUGUAACUUAUCUGAAAUCGAAGAAAACCGCAAACGAGGACGCUGCUGUGGCCAUUGGCAAAUGUUUCACCGACCAGGUGCUCUCAAAUUUCACCUACAACGGGCUGAACCAUCCACAGCAUCCUAGGAAAGCCAUGAAAGAAUACAUGAUCUUCACUGAAUGCUUUCUAGACGCCUGGGACCAUCACGAGGUGACGGAGCAUUCGAUCAAACGGAGCAUCACCCUGGCCUGCCAGAAGGCAAAGCAGCACAUUUCGUCGGCUCGCUACUAUCAGCGCUACCGGGGUCGUCUGCUCGAAAAGCGCAAAGUGUACAAGAAAAAAACCCAAAUUGAGUGUCUCCCGUACAUGGGUGAAGAGGGGGAAUGAAAUGUUGGUCAUAAUAAAGAUACAUAUUUUUCCAUUUAAUGAAACAAUUUUUGAUGUUUGGUUUGAAAUUUAUUCUAAAAAAAUAAUAUUUAAAAAUAUUAACAAACUAAAUUUUUAUUUUUCAGAAAUCUGUAACAAUGCCAUCAUAAAAAUUGAACCAAAUAGUGCUGAGAUCUCCAUUGAAUCGAGCAUUCAAAAAACCACUGCAAAACCAUGGAUGAACAUUGCAAACAAGCCGGUUAAGUCCUCGAAAGCGGUUCGAGUAGCUGGAUUCGACUUCCCGUUGACAUGCGAGGAAGACGUCGAUCGUCUGGAGCUGAUGGUCAACCGAAA